Molecule: messenger RNA, 339 nt
Organism: Entrophospora sp. SA101
Lineage: Eukaryota; Fungi; Glomeromycota; Glomeromycetes; Entrophosporales; Entrophosporaceae
Source: the annotation of a GenBank genome assembly
AUGAGCGCUUUUCGUAAUUUCAGAAAUUCUAGGAGGUACAUCAAUUUAAGUGAUGACACAGGUUAUACAGACGAACAGUUCCAAAGACCUCUAUAUCCAGCUCCGUGGAAAUCAAUUGCUUUAGCAGCUGGUUUAUUUGUAGUUGGAUCUUUAGGGAUUAUUUUUGGAUCUCUUAUUAUGGCUGGUAUUGUUUCUGAUGAGGCUUGGGAUGAUAGAGGAAAACCUAUUCUUUUCCUUGGAUCUUUAUUAUUUAUACCAGGUUUUUAUCAUGUUAGGCUUGCUUACUAUGCUUAUAAAGGAUAUGAUGGAUAUGAUUUUAAUCAGAUUCCUGAUUGGUAA